Molecule: messenger RNA, 1717 nt
Organism: Bolinopsis microptera
Lineage: Eukaryota; Metazoa; Ctenophora; Tentaculata; Lobata; Bolinopsidae
Product: polycomb protein EED-like
Exons: 11
Coding region: 1-1152 (383 amino acids)
Biological process (GO): heterochromatin formation; negative regulation of transcription by RNA polymerase II
Cellular component (GO): ESC/E(Z) complex
Molecular function (GO): protein binding; nucleosome binding
Source: RefSeq, a predicted model, not a curated record
AUGAGAGCCAAGAAGAUAAAAGUAGAAAAAAGAGAAUUCUCUAAAAGAAAAGGAUUCAAGUUCACCAGUUGGAGUAAGGAAGAUCACAAGGAACCAAUAUUUGGAGUAGCAUUUAACCCUUACAAUCACCCUGACAAUCCCCCUGUAUUCGCUACCGUGGGUAGUAACAGAGUAACAGUAUACGAGUGCACUGACAACAGUGUCAAUGUUAUCCAGUCUUAUUCUGAUCCCUGUACUGAUGAGAUAUUCUACACUGUGUGUUGGGUGUACUGCGAGACAGCUGAAGGGGUAAUAGAAACCAGUGUAGCUGUAGCAGGACUUAGGGGUCUUAUCAGAGUGGUCUCACUUAGGAAACUAAAGAACUUGUUCACUUUAAUGGGCUGCGGAGACAGUAUAAACGAGUUAAAACUUCACCCCACCGAUAACAACCUACUUCUCUCCGCCAGUAAAGACAACAGUCUCCGACUCUGGAACCUCAAGACCCGCAGAUGUAUUCUCAUAUUUGGUGGUUUAGAGGGCCACAGGGACGAAGUGUUAAGCUGUGACUUCGAUCUUAAAGCCCGAUAUGUUCUCUCUUGUGGGAUGGACCACUCCGUUAAAAUGUGGUCCCUGGAGUCAGACGACGUUAAGGACAUCAUAGAUCUCUCCUACUCAUACUCCGACCUAAAACCCUUCCCCGUUCUCAACAAACAUUUCCCUGUGUUUGGAACUAGAAAUAUUCACAGAAACUAUGUUGACUGUGUUAGGUGGUUUGGUAACUACGUCCUCUCAAAGUCGUGUGAAAAUAAGAUAGUGUGUUGGAAACCUAACUUAUCAAUAAAGAAAUCCUCUGAUAUACCGGACCAAAGUGAGGUCCUGCACAGUUUUGACUACGGAAACUGUGAUAUUUGGUACAUGAGGUUCGCUGUUUCGCCCAACUUUGAUGCAAUUGCCGCUGGAAAUCAAAUAGGCAAGGUGUUUCUCUGGGAUAUAAGCGAGGAGCCUUCUAAACCAGCUAUUUUGUCCCACCAGAAGUGUUUGACUGCCAUCAGACAGGUUUGUUUCAGUCCGGAUUCGACCAUCAUGGUGGCUGUCAGCGACGAUUCUGCGGUUUGGAGGUGGGACAAAGAACUACGACCUAGCCCCGCCCUAGCUAACAGAGAUACAUUAUAACAGGACUUUUGUUACCAUAGCAACACUCUCAACGAACUACGCCCUAACUUACAAAGAUAUAUCAUGACAGGACUGUUACCAUAGCAACACUACAUACCAACACGAACAGUGAACACUCUUGUUACCAUUGCACAGGAACAUUACAGUAAUUAACAUACCAACACUGCAGUGGGGAUAACAAAAUGUAGUUUUGACUAAAUUUUAAACUGCAACCAUUUUUUUAAUUAUCUUAUGAAUGGAAGAAUUUUUUAUUGAAAGCAAUUUUUACUUUCGGACUUGAUUAUUUGUUUAUUUAAUCUACUUGCAUAGAAUCCACGAUUACCAAAGUUUUUAACACUAUCGUUAAUUUUCUGUUAAAGUACUGCUUAUCUUUUUACAUCAUGGACCGUCAAUGAAUACCACGCUUAUUUGAAGGUUUAUCACAUUUAAUUUUAUUAAUUUUUACUUUUUAUGAAUUCGGAUUCUGAAUUCGUAACUGAUUAUUGCUAUUCCAAAAACAUUUGAAAGUGCACAGAAUUUGAAAUCAAAAUAUGGACACUGGGAAACUGAAAACGUUAUGGCAAUG